Molecule: messenger RNA, 4166 nt
Organism: Nylanderia fulva
Lineage: Eukaryota; Metazoa; Arthropoda; Insecta; Hymenoptera; Formicidae
Gene: tow
Product: target of wingless
Source: RefSeq, a predicted model, not a curated record
UGUAAAAUUGUUGGUUUAACGGCCCUGGGGUUUCAACCCCGUGGUCGAAUGUUUAUACUGGAUGCGCGGCCGAGCGGCGCGGCGCGACCCAGCGCGCAUGCGCGGCUCCAGCUGGCGUCUCAGCCGGUCUGACGGUAGUCGAUGUCGGAGUCUCGGGAAGGUGGGAUCGUUUUCGCGCGCUCGCCGCCCUUUCACACCCCGUUCAUCGUGUGUACGUACACUUGACGCACGCGUAUAUACAUACGUGAGGCAGAGUUAUCACAGAGUGAGAUUAUCUGCAAGUGGGUGACAACGAUAAAAGCAGCGAGGGUCCGUCCGGAGGUGCGCGAGCGCCGAAUCCGAUAGUCGGGUCUGACUAUUGCCGGACCGGGAAAAGUUCAUCCGGACGAGGAUCAAGCCGGUGCGAUUUCGUCCGGAUCAUCGGGGAUCCCGAGGCUGCUCUCCUUCACUCCACAUCGUCGCCACCUACGUCGCCGUGGACGAUUUAUCUUCCGACGACUUCCGACAGGAUCGUAAACUUUCGCAGAAGGGAAACGCUUGUCGGGAAAUCCGGCGAGCCUUAAUGAUAAUAGCGACCGUUAUAUCCGCCGUAGGGUUUCAUCGACGAAGAAUCUAGACGCGCGCUGGAAACUAAUCGCUUCUGACCGGAGACGCUCUUCUUCGAGGUGUCCCUUAAAUUGCAAAAGAUAAAUGGAGGAAUUCCCGCGAAUUAUCGAUCUCGAGCGCACAGGCUUCCCGUAAAGGCUGAUUUAACGCGCGCGUGUCCCUGAAGGCAGCCCAAGAUUUAUUCUCGGCUACGUUAUCACCAGCCGUGCGACGAGACGAAUGCGCAGGAAAUCGGAGAGAGAGAAUGCUCGGCUGGUCGCCCUGGACAUGGGAUAGGUGAUGAUGAUAUCUCACUGGUGACGAUGGGGCGAUAAAUCGAGCUCGGUAAAAAUCACAAGAUGGAUUGGACACCUCGGAUCAGGUAGCCAGGAAACGACAAAGACAGUCGUGCGGCCAGCAAUCAAACGUUAAAGGGGAAUCAUCUUUAAUAAAGGCUACAUACGUUCCGCGAAUCCAUAUCCGCUAAACUCUCCGGUCGGAUCCUCCGUAAGACUGUCUCUUAUUCUCCGGAACAAGUCGUUCUUUUUUUUUAUUCCUUUCUCUCCUUCUCUUUCGAUUUCUUUUCCUUACAUGAGAAAAGAUUGACUCGACUCUCUUUCUUGCGAUCUUUAAGACUGUCCUAUAUUAUUCACUCCCUGCCGUUUGUGCCACCUGUCGCCAUUUAUCGCGAGUAAAGACUGAAAGCUUACGUUAGGUUCGGUUCAUCGGGAAAUUCGCGUGGCCGACCUUUGGUCUCUCUAUACUCUAUCCUUCUCCUACCUUCUCCUCGAAGAAGCGAUCGUUGGAGAAAUUAUUGUCAAAGUUCAAAAGGAAUCGUUCAAUAGCGCUUUCUCGUAAUCGAUCAAUCUCGUUUUGGAAGACGCUUAGACUGAUGAAAAUACGAAGACUGAUUUGCUAUAUUUGCCCCGCGAAUUAAUUCAUCCGAACGAUCGAAAAUCGAACAACCAAACGGAUCACACAUAUCUUUACGUAUAUACAUAUCCUACAAGAUCCUCUCAAUCCGAUUAGCCCGUAUAGAAUCACGCGAAUUUAUCGGAGACUAUAAUCGUAUGUCCCUCGCGAAACGGAUUAUAUGCGUUCUGAUGUAGGGCAUGUGAUAUAUACAGAUACAUGUACAGACAUAUGGCAUAUGAUAUAUACAGAUACAGAAAAGGACAUGCAUAUGUGUGCGUGUGAAUGAAGAAGAUUCCGGAUGUUGCCUAAUGUACACGAGGGAAGUGGCGUAUAGCGGAAGUCGCUCGGUGAACGGUGAACGUAUAAAUUGGGACGCAUCGAUUUUCUCUCAGGAUCAACGACGACGAUGACGCGAAUGACGCCGGACGAGCAGUCGCGAUAAAGUGAUCGAUCCGUGAUAUAUUAUACGGACGCGUGAUAUUUUGGUGACGCGAAGUGUGAGAUCAGUGUUACCGCUGCGCAUGAGGACGUAAGGGUGCAGGAUGGGUUGUGGACAGAGCAAAAUCGGCAGUAUCUAUCCGAAGAACAAGAAGAACAAAAGCAACAGCGCGAAGAAGAACGGCGACUCCAUUCGUAACGCGUCGUCUGUGGAGCAGAAGAACGGAAAUGGCAACGUCAAGGGCAACAAGACGAACAACAACGGUGUCGAGGUGAACAGAAACGAAGACCAAAAUGGCGUUGAUGCCAAGGGACAAGCAAAGAAGAAACCAACCGCACCUGGGGGCGGACCUCUGUUACAACAGGCAGAGAUAUCCACCAGCCAGCUAGAUUUCUUCAAGAUGCUCGAUGAGAAAAUUGAGAACGGUCCGGAUUACGACGAGAGCCUCGACACGGUGAAUCGAGCGGAGCGAGUGUCCAAUCUGCUUCGGCGCUGGGAGCUGGCCAGCGUGACCUGGUCCAGCGUCUCCGAGCUGGACGGUACGUCUUUACCGUCUAACCAGAAGAGUCGGGCGUCCGCGCUGAACAGUCCCCGGCAGAGUCUGAGCGCCAAGGACCGCGAGGGCAUGAGGAACAUCGUGGGCGGUAGACCGGAAAGCGCUCCGAUCUUCGUGCGUAACGCGAAUCGGGUGGACGGUCUGCAGGACAUGGGUCACUUCUGUCCGUCGCCGAAUAUGCCGCGACACGUCCUGGAAUCCAUCACCCAGAGCCCGACGCAGAGCGUGAAGACGGCGACACCGCCUGGAUGCUCGUCGCCGAUCGGCUCGCGAUACGUUCAGGAUGCCUACGGUAAGGAGUGCUCGGUCGUGAGCGAGCAGCAGCAGCAGUCGAAGAAGCUCCACUACGUCGGGCAGAACCCGGUGAAUGGGGAGUACGUGACGCAACAGGCGCUCUAUCGCGAGCAGUAUCUGCAACAGACCGGUAUAAUCGCCGUGCCCCAAUACUCGGCCGGCUCGGCCGGCGGAAACGUCCUCAGGAACAAUCCGUACGUUCAGCACUUUCAGAUCGCCGCGAAUUCCCAACACUUUGCCGCGCCCGCGAGAAGACGGGGCUUCAACGCCGCGCAGAUGACGUGACCGGGAUGGGAGCAGCGAUCGGCGAGAUAAGAAAGACUGAGCUCUGCGGCUGAGAGUCGAGAGACGGGGACCCCGGACGUCCGUGAGGACGUCCUUGAAGAGAGACGAAGAGACGCUUCCUCCGAGUGGUGACUGAUGGAAGAAGAAGAAGUGGGAAAGAGGAUGAAGAAGGAAAGACUAAGAACUGAGGAUAAUGAGAGAAUGCGAGUCGUACUAUUCUGUGUUCCUUAAAGCUUUUCGCGCUUUGAAUCUUUUUCUCGGUAACGAUUUCUACGAGGACUCUCCCAGGAAGCAUCGAUGGCUGGCCUACGUCAUCCGAGCGGAGUAUCAUCCGAGAAAGAGGAAGAACGAGAGGGAAUAAAAGUGCUGUUUCGCGCGCAGCAGAUGAAAUUAUUCUUCGCUACAAGUGCCAAAAUCUUACACGCGAGCCGAAUGUGCGGAAUGUGUAAACGAAAGGGGCCUCCUACGAAAUAGUACUUUGUUCUUCUCUCGUGAUACGCGAGGACUCAGAAUGUGCGUAUAUUAUGCAUACGCGAUACAUCUUAUUCGUCUGUUCCGUUUCUGAUUUCCUCUUUUUCUAACCGGUAGCGUCUCCACAUACUCACGUGAUUAUUUCACGGGUGGAAGACACGCGACCAGCGUUUUUGUAUAAUACAUGUAUACUAUACACGACGAGAGUAUAUAUAUGUAUAUGCGAAUGUAUGUGAGUAUGUAUGUAAGAAUGCAUGUGAGUGUAUAAAGGUACAUAAAUGCAUCUAAAAAAAAGAAAUGAACAACAAAAGAGGAUGUCGAAAUUAAAAGAUUCUUAUAAUUAUACGCUGUGUAUAGAUUCGCUGUACGUAUAUUGUAUGGAUACGUUUAACUUAAUGUGAUGACUGUAUAUUUAUAUGUUGACCAUGUUUAAAGUUAACUAUAUAUAAUAUAGUUGAUGAUGAGAGUUUUAUAUUUCAUGUUACGCGCUCUAUAUACACAUAUGGGAUAUAUACACAUAAUCAAAACUCGCUGCAUCACUCUCGAACUGUCGAUCUUAUACUUUUUUUGUUCUGUCGAACAAUCCUCCUUUUUUACAAAUAAAUUCACAAUUUCUCCCUA